AAUAUAGCGUCACGAGGACAAAUACUCGAUGCAUUUUUCGAUAUUUAGGAUUAAAGUUUCAUUAUUCGAAUAAAUAAAGUUUUGUAUUUAUUAUUUCCGAGUGCGUAUAAACUCGUGUGCUGUUAGCUAACGUUCGUUUCCCCUUCAAGGUGAAUUUUUUUUUUUCGUUUAAUCUUCCUCACGAUAAUUAGAAUUUAUGUUUAAAGACGCAUAUCGAAUUUUGAAUACAUUUUUUACUUAUUAAAACUUUGUUACAUAAAAAAAUACACGAAACAAGAAUAGAAGAAGUCGAUUAAUCUUCAAAAAUCCAUUUAGGAUUGAAACAUUUUUUCUUCUCACGGAACCCUAUCAAAAACGUAUACAAAGUUUUUCUUUAAAGUGAAAACCCGAUUUUUUAAAAAUGAAAGAAAACUCUUGUAAUAAGAAAUUCUUAUUACACUCAUAACCAGGUUAUAUAUAUUAUAUAUAUAUAUAUGUAUUAUCUGAACGAUAUGGAUAGUUAUUAUAUAACAAAUGAAACAUCACUUUUAACAAUUUACAUUGUUGCAAACAUUUCACUAGGCCUUUACAUGGAGCUGAUAUUUUUUUUAUUUUGUUUUAACACCGUUUGCUUGCUUGAGAUAAUUUUACUAGAUUUCUUUAAGCAAAGUGGAACUGACAUUCGAUUCAAGUUCAAGGCGUUCUGCAUACAUUUGAUAAUCUUAAUCGGUCUAAUGAUCUUCCAAAAUGGAUAUUUAAUAAAUGACACAGGACAAAUCGUUAAUGUUUUCAUAUGUAUGUUGGUUUCGAAGAUACUGUCGAUAAUCAUCUCCAUUAUUAAUUCAAGAAAUCGACACAAUGAAAAUUCUAUUAAUACCAUACGAGAAAGUAAGGGUCUCAUUGAGAAAAUUGAGAAUUUCGAGGACAAUCACAAGAUAACAAUAGCUAUUCAUAAGCUAUUAAUUCUGAUUCCAUCGUCGAUGUACGUACCACCGGACCUAAGGGAAGCUUCCUACCAAUGGAUGGAAAGCACGAUGAACUUGGAGGAAGAGAAACGCCAUCGAGCUGGAACCAAAGAGCGAGUGUAUCGUAACACUGUAUAUAAAAUUAAUCCUCGUAGAGGAAAGUUGUACUCCAAACCUGUUUACGUGGUGGCAGAAGGUGCCACGCCUUUGUUAACUUUCUUCGAAGUUCAGAAGCAUUCCCAUCCGGAGACGGAUGUCUACAAGAAGUACAGCAAGGAUAUCACUACAAACUUUUAUAACAAAUUGAAAGAGUUGAUUAAUGAUGAUUUGGAGUGUAGAAAUCUGUGCGAGUUGAUAUAUUACGAUGACUAUGAUGGUAAUGGUGUUCUAACUAAUGUCGCAGCUGUUAUUCUACAGAGAUUGUCUGAUCUAUGCGUGUUGGAAGUUACUUAAAAUUGUGGUUGCGCUUAGAAUUUACUUGCUUCUUUUAUGCUUUUGCAUUUUUAAUAUCUUUUAUAAGUUACGUGUUCUUUAACAUGUAUUUCAAAGAUCAAAGGACAAAUGUUACAAGACAACUGGAUAUUUUCUGAGCGUGACAAUGUACAAAAUAAUGCCUAUAAUAAUGUUAAAGAGAAAUAUUUUUGAUCUUUCUAUUGAGAAGUUUUACAUAUAUUGUAUUGCAUAAAUGCAUUAAAAUUUUUACAUUGUGAAUCUAUACAAGCUUUUGCGUGUAAUUAUAGUCUAGUGAAAUAAAUAAUAAAGUGUUGUAAAGUUCUAUCCCUAAUAAGACAGCAUUU
Hylaeus volcanicus is the source of this 1741-nucleotide messenger RNA. RefSeq names its product stimulator of interferon genes protein homolog (gene Sting). Bases 474 to 1397 code for a protein of 307 amino acids. Gene Ontology annotation, molecular function: cyclic-di-GMP binding; 2',3'-cyclic GMP-AMP binding. The record is from RefSeq and is a predicted model, not a curated record. Gene Ontology annotation, cellular component: endoplasmic reticulum membrane; autophagosome. NCBI's taxonomy places the organism in Eukaryota, Metazoa, Arthropoda, Insecta, Hymenoptera, Colletidae. Gene Ontology annotation, biological process: autophagosome assembly; innate immune response; positive regulation of macroautophagy. The transcript has 2 exons.